AUGAGCGACACCUUCACGAAAUACACUAAAUUGUAUCCCAUUCGCAAAGCUACCAGUGAAGUGGCAAUACAAAAAUUAGACGAAUUUGCAAAAGAAAUUGGCGCACAACAAAAAGUUCUUUCAGAUCAAGGUACUCAAUUCACCAGUUACAAGUGGCGCCAAGCUCUGGAGCAACGGAAAAUGAAAAUGAUAUUGACAUCAAUAAAGCAUCCACAGGCUAAUAUAGUCGAAAGAGUUAAUAGAGAACUCGCUAGGCUUUUUCGAACCCUCAUACCCCCAGAUCAAUAUAGUGGAUGGUACCGACAACUGGAAAAUAUCGAAACAGUAAUUGACGAAUCACAUCAUGAUACAACUGAAAUCACGCCAUAUGAGGCCAUGUGGGGACGCAAGCCUAGGAGAUGGUGA
Molecule: messenger RNA, 405 nt
Organism: Belonocnema kinseyi
Lineage: Eukaryota; Metazoa; Arthropoda; Insecta; Hymenoptera; Cynipidae
Exons: 1
Coding region: 1-405 (134 amino acids)
Biological process (GO): DNA integration
Molecular function (GO): nucleic acid binding
Source: RefSeq, a predicted model, not a curated record